AUUCAUGAUCUUCUGCUGCGGAAUGAAUUCAAACACUCUCACUGAUAUAUUUCACUAGUGCCGCCUUUAAAUAUUAAACAGCAGGUGAAACUUAGUUAUAUCUCAGUGACGGGACCUGGAGGAAUAACGCACGGCGGAAUAGUUCGGGAAUAUCACAUUUCAGCUGUAGCGACAUAUAUCGGGCUGGAACCGAUGCGGGAGAUUUGACUGUUUCUGCAACUAGAGACGCAACAUAAACGCCGUAGAUCCUAUCUAAAGUCACUGAAAUGGGGGAGCAGCCGAUCUUCACAACUCGAGCUCAUGUGUUCCAGAUUGAUCCGAGCACUAAGAAGAACUGGGUUCCUGCCAGUAAACAGGCCGUGACGGUGUCAUACUUCUAUGACAGCACACGCAACAGUUACCGCAUCAUCAGCGUGGAUGGGUCAAAGGUCAUUAUCAACAGCACGAUUACUCCCAACAUGAACUUCACUAAAACUUCACAGAAGUUCGGUCAGUGGGCCGAUAGUCGAGCGAACACAGUGUUUGGCCUCGGCUUCGCCUCUGAACAACAGCUGUCUAAGUUUGCUGAGAAGUUUCAGGAGGUGAAAGAAGCAGCGAAACUGGCCAGAGAGAAAUCGCAGGAGAACAUGGAAACGUCCAGCGAACAUUCACAGGAAUCUGGCCGUGAAACUCCAUCAGCCAAUCAGGCAUCCAGCAUCAACGGAACAGACGAUGAGAAAAUUUCCUAUGGCCCAGAGAACGAGGUGCUAAAGAGCGAAAACGACCGACUCAAAUCUGUCAUAGAGCAGAGUAAGAAGUGGGAGACGGAGCUGCAGGCACUGAAGGAAAGUAAUGCGCGGCUGGCUGACGCGCUGCAGGAAGCAAACAGCAACGCUGAGAGCUGGAAGAGUGAAGUGACAAAAUGUCAAGUGGAGAACAAUCAACUGAGGAACAAGAUCUCAGAGUUGGAGUUGCAGUGUAAAGAAGUGAAUGUGGAAAGAGAGAGAAACGCACAACUGAGCAUCAGAAUUCAAGAGCUGGAGGCCGAUUUACAAGAUAAACAACUGGAGCUUGAGGAUCUUCGCAAACAGGCAGAAAUCAUCCCGCAGCUGAUGGCAGAAUGUGAAAGUAUCACAGCUAAACUAAAGGCAGCAGAACUGACCAACAGAAAUCUGAAUGAGCAGAUGAAGCAGCUACACGGUGAAAUAAACGAUAGCGAGCAAAAACAGAAGAACAUGAAGACAGAACUCAAGAAGUUCAUGGAUGUUCUUGACGGAAAGAUCGAUGAGCUACAUGAAGUUCGGCAGGGGAUUUCAAAACUAGGCAUCGACAACUGAACACAAACACCAUAACGCAUAUGCACACUCAUACAUGCUCUGUUCUCUCUGUGUAACUGGUUGUUUCUCAUGUGUGUGUGAUCUGCUGGUUAAAGGGCUACUGAUGGUCAACAGUUACACUGAGAGAAGAGAGUUACACACACACACACACACACACACAUAUAUAUGGACUGAAGGGUGAAUUUUGCCGCUGCAGAUCUCAGGGCUUCAUGUGGUUUGGAGUAGUUUGAUAUGCACGCACACACACACACAUGAACUGCAGAAUCACAAAGUGCCUAAAGGUGGCGCUUUCAGCGGAGCUCCACGAGCCCUUGAUAAUCGGUCACAGCGGAGUUGCUGAUGUCGAUCUGUUUAACGUGAAGCUAUGCUGCGACCGGCCACUCGAACUCUCAUGCAAUACUCGCCGCAGGAUGCAAUUUUCUUGUUCCGCUGUCUUCUGUUUUUUGAAAAUAAUUUUCAUUGUUGCUUAAAUAUUUUUAAUUCUGAUCAAUGAAAAUAGGAGCCAAAUAUCUGCUUUGAUGAAGGAAUUUUGCUUGUACGGUGCAGAUUUACUCAUUUUGUUCUGCUGUGUAUGUGAUGUGCUCCCCUCCCACUGUUCCUGUGUGUGUGUGUGUUGUCAGUUGGGUGAUGGGAUAAUUUAUGUGGCUUUUUUUUAGAAUAAUCUCAGCCUUCGAGUCAGAAGCGGAGUGCGUGAGCUUCCAAACUCUUCCUCUCCAGAUUUUUUUUUUCCUUUAAUAUACCUGCCACGAUGUUCAAAAGAAGAUUUAUAGGCAUUUAACAUGGGUGAGUGUGUAUUUGUGUUAACUCACCUGGGGGCUUACUGAAAACUUUUAAAGACACUGCACACUUUUCCCCCCCUUCCUGUUUUGUUGAUCAAAAUUGUAAAAUGAAUAAUUGUUGAAAUAUAGUUUAUGAAGGAAACUGUUGUGCUGUCUUCUAUCGAGUUUGUUAUUUGUAAUAUGUGCAUUUGAUAUUACUGCCUGUGAAGCGGUGGGUGUCUCUCUCUCGCCCUCUGAUUGGUGAGAGGAUGUUGCCUCGGCAACCUGCAUCCCACACAUUGCUGCUAUUGAUUGUGUCGGUAUCAUGUGAAUAUUGUUUCGCUGCAUUUGUGUCGUUGUUUUAUCAUCAUCAGUGGAUUGUCAUGAUGUCACUAUCCAUGCAAAGCUCGUUUCCAUAGCAACAUGGUUGCAGAGUUCUGUAAAGCUCAGGAUCUUUGUUGCACCUUUGAUUCAGCCUUUAUAAUUCACACUCGCUGGGAUUCUCUUUGACUGGUGAAAGCAAGAACAGUAGAAACCUGCACUAGAACUCCCACAACUGAAGAAAUCUCUGGAAAUGAUUUCCUUAUUGUCCUGUUCUGCUUCCAUCCCUUACAAACAAACAUUAAAAGUUCUUAAAAGCUGUACUAUGAACCAUUUAAAUGAACACACAUCCUGGGUGUUUUAGAUGAUUGUAGACUUUCCUCACGAAACAAAUGUCACAAACUUUGAUAUUCACUAGCCACAGAAACACAAUCUAAUCCUGAUUAGGCACUUCAGUGUUUUAAUCAAACUUUUUUUUGGUUUUUUACAAUAAAGAGCUUAAGGAAUGAGACUUUCAGAGAAAUAAAAUUUAACUUGCAGUAAUGCUUCAACAGUUUAAAAUGUUCAGUGCAAUUUUUUUCUAUUAUACAGCACAGUUAAUAACUUUAUAUAGCCUAAUCUUAUGGCACAUUUCAGUGCCAAAACCCAAAGCAACUUCCUUUAAAUAUGACUGAUAAAUCACCUACAAUCAGAAACCCAACCUGUAAAACACAGUGCAGGAAAUAGCAUUUAUAUACUGUUUGGGUGGUAUGAGCUUUUCUUGGCAAUUUACAACAUUCCCUUCAUACCCUGAGUGACUACACCAGGAACUGAAGAUGACAAAACCUGCAGCCUUUGGCUUAACUGUUAUUUUUUUAGCAGCAGCACUCAGAUCAGAUGAUUAAGGCUGUCGUGUGUGUUUAACUGUCCCAGUCUCCAGAUGGCAUGUCUGAGCCCUCUUCAUCAUCAGAGUCAUUUGAGAUCUU
This is a messenger RNA of Myxocyprinus asiaticus (Chinese sucker), 3360 nucleotides long. RefSeq names its product homer protein homolog 2-like. Lineage: Eukaryota; Metazoa; Chordata; Actinopteri; Cypriniformes; Catostomidae. The transcript is spliced from 9 exons. Bases 267 to 1316 code for a protein of 349 amino acids. Gene Ontology annotation, biological process: regulation of store-operated calcium entry; G protein-coupled glutamate receptor signaling pathway. Gene Ontology annotation, molecular function: G protein-coupled glutamate receptor binding. Gene Ontology annotation, cellular component: cytoplasm; postsynaptic density; plasma membrane. The record is from RefSeq and is a predicted model, not a curated record.